AUGAAGUUUUUCUUCCUCUGGGUUCUCUUGAACCUGCCAGUUGCUUUGGCCCUCAAACCAGAUUACACAAUUGGCACCGCUCCCCCUUACUUAGCCUACUUGAAAUCUGAUUACUUGCCCUGCGUGGGAGUCCUGAUCCACCCGCUCUGGGUCAUCACAGCUGCACACUGCAACUUACCAAAGCUUCGGGUGAUAUUGGGGAUUACAAUCCCAGCAGAUUCCAGUGAAAAACAUCUGCAAGUGGUUGGCUAUGAGAAGAUGAUUCACCAUCCACAAUUCUCAAUCACAUCUGUUAAUCAUGACAUCAUGCUAAUCAAGCUGAAAAGAAAGAUUGAACUCAAUGACCAUAUAAAACUGGCAAACCUGCCCUAUCAGUCUGUCCCUGUGAACACCAUGUGCACUGUCACCACUUGGAGCUACAACGUGUGUGAUAUCUCCAGGGAGCCUGACUCACUGCAGAAUGUGAAUAUCUCUGUAAUCUCCAAGGCUCAGUGCCGCAAAGCUUACAAAAACUACAGCAUCAAGGACGAUAUGCUGUGUGUGGGCAUCGUGCCAGGAAGGAGGCAGCCCUGCAAUGAAGUCUCGGCUGCCCCAGCAGUCUGCAAUGGGAUACUUCAAGGAAUUCUAUCUUUUGCGGAUGGAUGUGUUUUAAGAGCUGAUGUUGGCAUCUAUGCCAAAAUCUUCAACUAUAUACCGUGGAUUGAAAAAGUAAUCCAGAACAACUGA
Carlito syrichta (Philippine tarsier) is the source of this 726-nucleotide messenger RNA. It is a transcript of the gene PRSS58, whose product is annotated as protease, serine 58. Gene Ontology annotation, biological process: proteolysis. Gene Ontology annotation, molecular function: serine-type endopeptidase activity. Bases 1 to 726 code for a protein of 241 amino acids. Lineage: Eukaryota; Metazoa; Chordata; Mammalia; Primates; Tarsiidae. The record is from RefSeq and is a predicted model, not a curated record. The transcript has 5 exons.